Eurypyga helias (sunbittern) is the source of this 538-nucleotide messenger RNA. RefSeq names its product quinone oxidoreductase-like protein 1. The transcript is spliced from 5 exons. The record is from RefSeq and is a predicted model, not a curated record. The annotation marks the transcript as partial. NCBI's taxonomy places the organism in Eukaryota, Metazoa, Chordata, Aves, Eurypygiformes, Eurypygidae.
CUCGAGUGAUAGAUGUGUCAAAUGGGAAGAUAGAUGUGGCAGAAAGCUGCUUGGAAGAAACGGGUGGCUUGGGAGUGGAUAUUGUUCUAGACGCUGGAGUGAAAUUAUAUAGUGCUGAGGAUGAAACCACUUCAAAGUCACGGUUGCUGCCUCACAAGCAUGAUAUCAUUACUCUUCUUGGAGUUGGGGGACACUGGAUAACGACAGAGAAGAAUCUCCAGCUGGAUCCUCCAGAUAGCCAUUCCUUGUUUCUCAAAGGAGCCACAGUCUCCUUUCUGAAUGACGAGAUAUGGAAUUUGUCCAACAUACAGCAAGGGAAGUACCUCUCCAUCUUAGAAGAUAUAAUGGAGAAAUUAUCAAGUAGCAUCUUCAGGCCUCAGCUGGAUGAACCGAUCCCAUUGUACGAAGCCAAAGUUUCUAUGGACAUAGUUCAGAAGAAUCAAGCAAGAAAAAGACAAGUCAUCCAGUUCUGACAUGUAAUUUCCUGACUUCUAAGCCCGGGGAAGCUAAAGAAACGUAAUGUAUUUGCGAAGUAAAU